GACCCUCCGCUCUCACACUCUCUCACCCUCUCCUUCCUCGCUCUCUCUCUCCCUCAAUCUCCUUACCCUUCCGCCUACUCCCCCCCGUUCGCCUUCUUGCCUUCUCCCAGCCUUCGUCUCCCACAUCACUCGUUUCCGCCAUUUCUUUUCAAGUCGAUUGAAACCAAGGAUUACCAAAAAGCCGGAACCGUACCAUGGCUCCACUCAACCCUCUGCUCCUCGAGCUGCCACUGCACCUGGCGGUGUUUGGCUUUGCUACGGCCCUGAUGGGCCUCACGGGCUCUCACAUCCACCAGCUUGGCGCUAUUGUGGACAAGAUGCAGCACCAGAGCUCAUACCCGGACUUUGUCAAUCUUGACACCCAAAUGAUACGCAAUGUCGACUUAGCCAUGCUCGUCAUUGGAUGCGUCCAGUGGGUCUUUAGCGGCUUUGCACUUCUCAUGGCCUGCAACCAGUUCAAGAAGCGGAGGGGAGAGUACUCCGGAAAGGGUACUGGCGCCUGGCUGGUCGUUGGCCUCGGCCAGCUCCUUCUCUUGGGCGCGUGGACGGGUGUUGUGGCAGCAUACACGGCCUACACGGUCAUGAAGACGUACAACUUCAGGGAGGGCUCGGGCUACUCGGAGCCAUUUGACAGCAACCACGCCAUUUACCUCUUCCAGAUCAAUUCCUACAUCCAACAGCAAUCGACGGAGAGCCUCAUCAUUGGCCAGAACCCCGGAGCGACGGGCAUCACCUUCUCCCUUGGCGAGUGGGACGUUUCGACGCUGGCCGAGGCCAAUGCGAUUCUCAACAAGCAGAAUUACCUCAACAUCUUCUCGUGGAAGGCCGCCGUCGCCGUGGGCUGGUUCGAGCUUGGCACCACCUUCCUUGUCACCGUCGUCCACUUUGCCCUUCCAUUCGUCUGGAAGCGCAUGGGCCUGAUCCGACAGCCAAAGAAGACGAGCCAAGAGUACUACUAGUCGCCAUUUCUUCUUUU
Messenger RNA from Acaromyces ingoldii, 976 nucleotides. RefSeq lists its product as hypothetical. The record is from RefSeq and is a predicted model, not a curated record. NCBI's taxonomy places the organism in Eukaryota, Fungi, Basidiomycota, Exobasidiomycetes, Exobasidiales, Cryptobasidiaceae. Bases 195 to 959 code for a protein of 254 amino acids. The transcript is spliced from 3 exons.